CAUAAACAUCAUUUGUCCAGCCAAUCGUACAUCUUCGCUCUUCACUAAAUUUGCAAGAGGAGGAUGGUGGCGAUUGCAGUGUCCCUUCUGCUACUACUGCCUUCCGUCCUACUGGUCUUAGCGCAGCUGCCUUCCCCUGACAGUAAAAUUAUUCGCGACACUACGGCAGCAGCGGCUGGAGGUGUGGAAGCAGUUUUGUCAUCAGCGUCAAGUAAACGCUCUUCCGUUCUCCUGUUCACGGACGCUACCUCGUCGGCCAACAAUGUGUUCAUGCUAGCAAAUCAGAUGGCUCCCUGGGGUGUGGCGGUGUUCGAGGUGGCAGUGGACGACCAGGACGCUAACGUGACGCAGGCACAGCUCUCCCGGGUGGUCGACGAGGCUCGGCGGCUGCGGCAGGUGUCAUGGUGCUUGACGGUGGUGGUGGUGAGCGACGACCCAGCCUUCCUCGCCGCCUUCGCCGAGUGGUCCCUCAAGGGCCGCCUCCUGGUGUGGUCAACGAGGCUCCUCGCUGUCACCAGCCUGCCCCUCCCGGAGCUCCACUACCUACACAAAACCUUCUCUCUGAUGAACGCAAUGAUACUCGUCGUGGAAAACCCAACCAAUGCCCUAAGGUGUAGUUUGUAUCUUCAUCUGCCAUAUAACCCUAAGGCGUUGCAGGUUGCCUCAUGGAUGCCACAGGAGGGCCGCCUUACUCUUACCACGAACCUCACACUAUUCCCUGAUAAAUACAACAAAUUUCUUGAACGGCCAAAUUUAGUUGCUGCAACGGAAGUAAAUCCAAUUAAUAAGAUGAUCACCUUGGAGAACCCUGAGGCUCCCGGGGGAAAGAGGCUCAAGUUUACGGGUCCCGUCCCAAACCUGAUGGACUACCUCUCCAAGGCUCUAAAUUUUUCGUACACCUACGUAAGACCUCCUGAUGGGUCCUGGGGUUUCAAGCACGCUGAUGGAUCUUGGAGUGGUAUGGUGGGCAUGGUGAUGAGGGAGAAAGCAGACAUAGGUGUUGGCCCCUUUGGUGUCAGUGCAACCCGUGCUGAGGUGGUGGAUUUUACUGGGCCAAUAUUGAUAGAUUACUAUAAGAUCCUGGGUGGUCGAGGGCUGCCUGAAGUGGACCCAUGGGGGUUCCUGCUGCCCUUGGCGCCGCUGGUGUGGGUGGCUAUCCCAAUGGCUUUGCUAGUGGUUCCUGUAUCCAUGUGGCUGUUGUCUUCAUGUUUUUCAGUCACGAAUGAUGAACAAAAGAAUACGCUACAAGAUAUAUUCACUUUCAUUCGCGUACUAUUACAGCAGAACAUCCCGCUGCUUGAAGGCUGGUGGUGGGAGCGACUCAUAUUUGCCAUGUGGAUGUUGAUGACACUGGUGUUAACACGGAGCUACGCCGGCAACCUCAUGUCCCUCCUGGCCGUGAGACACAUCCCUCAACCCUUCCAGUCUCUCCAAGACAUCGUGGACGAUUCUUCGGUCGUUACCAUAUGGGAAGAGAAGGCAGCCAGUGUGCAGUAUUUGCAAUCUGUUGAUUCGGGCAUAUUCUGGGAGUUAGCCGAACUGGAGAAGGAAGAUCGUAUUCUCUAUAAAACACUGCCGCAGUUCGGGAAGGCCGCCGACACCCUAGUGACAAGAGGGGACCACGUGCUCAUGGAAGUGGAGAUGAGUUUAAAGGCGAUCAUGUCCCAAGACUUUACACGCACAGGCCAAUGCUCAUUCUAUCGGUCCAAGGAGGAAUUUCUUCCACUGACACUCUCCAUGAUCGGCCAAAAGGACAGUCCUCUCGUGCCAGUAUUAAGUAAAAGGAUAAUGUCAGUGAGAGAGGCAGGACUCUUCAACCACUGGAUGAAAGAGGAUGAGCCUAACUCUUCCAUCUGUUUCCACGCUCCUUCCAAGAUCACAGUCAGGACAUCUCUGACGCUCAACAACCUCUGGGGCAUGUUUGUGGUGUUCUCUGGCGGCCACCUUCUUAGUCUCUUGGUCCUGUGUGGUGAGAUUCUUAUCAGACAGAUUUCUCCGUUAUAAAAUACGCGGAGCAGAAAACCUGGAAACAAACUUUAGUCUAUUGAUUAGAUACUACCGUAUGUAUACAGUAUAUAUAGA
Messenger RNA from Homarus americanus (American lobster), 2082 nucleotides. Its product is annotated as probable glutamate receptor. The record is from RefSeq and is a predicted model, not a curated record. The coding region runs from base 64 to 2004 and encodes 646 amino acids. The transcript is spliced from 14 exons. Gene Ontology annotation, cellular component: membrane. Gene Ontology annotation, molecular function: glutamate-gated receptor activity. Lineage: Eukaryota; Metazoa; Arthropoda; Malacostraca; Decapoda; Nephropidae.